Messenger RNA from Aquila chrysaetos chrysaetos, 5843 nucleotides. RefSeq lists its product as uncharacterized. Lineage: Eukaryota; Metazoa; Chordata; Aves; Accipitriformes; Accipitridae. The record is from RefSeq and is a predicted model, not a curated record. The transcript is spliced from 11 exons. Bases 4493 to 5326 code for a protein of 277 amino acids.
GUGUAGGUCUGGGUGUUCUGGGGAUCGCCUGUGGCUCGGGGGGGUGGUGGUGAUAAAUCCCCCUUGGAAAGCUCAAGCAGGUGGGGGCAGCCGGUUGUGGUGCAGAUCUGGGGUUUCUGUGAAGUCCCUGAGCCCAGAAAAACGCCCUGGGUGUGAGGAGUUGGAAGGUAGGGACCUAAUUAGUAGCGGGGAGUGCUGCGGUAUACCCAAACCUGAGAUUGCCUGAGAAACCGUGCCUUUUCCAGACCCAGAGUGGCCUGCAACAGCAGCGCAGGUGGACGUUUGGGCGCCUUGCAAUUGAGAUAAGACAAGGAGAAAUCGCAUACUGCAAAAUACUUUUCUUGUAGCAAGAAAGUAAUUUCAGGUGUGAACAGAAACUCAGUCGCUUGAUCUUCCUGUAACCAGUGAUGUGAUUAAUUAUAUCUGGGAAAUGGGUAUAAGUGCAAAACAUUUGUGAAUGGAAAUGUGUAAAAAAUGCAUUAAGAUGUGGUUUCGGUUUGGGUUGUGUAUGAACCUGCAUCCACCUCUUGUCUGCAGUCAGCCUGAUUUUGUGAUUGAUCAGGCUCGCAGAGGCCUUCCUUGGCCAGUGUGUUUCAACCGUGUUGCAACAGGAGAUGGCAGAGUUCCCAACCGAGAGCAUGGCAUGCCAGUGUGAGAAAAAGAUAUGCUUUAUAUUCUCCUUACCCUAGUGGUUUCCUUCAGAAGUAUGAAUAUUGCUGCCCCUGCGCUCGUUUCAGCUGAACAGCGUACUUUCUUGUUUAUUUCUUCAUUCCAUAGGCACAGAAAUUCUUGGUUGUUCUGGCAGUUUGUCUCUCUUUCCAGAAUAUGGUGUUCUCUUUGCUGGUAAUUCCUGUUAUGAACUGGUAGUUCUUGUUCGAUAUUAUCCGUGUUUUAUGCUUGGCUGGCUGCAAGGUUAGCUCCAAGCGUGGCUUUCCAGGAGAUACGUAAUCGCUCUCUUUCAUCAGCCUAAAUGCUUGCUUUAAACUACUGAAUUUCUUUUGGUUUUCCAUAGCUUUUAUUUUUUUGUAGUGUCUUAUGGGACACAAAUCCUUUAUCCUUUUCACCCCAGAUUUGGCUAAAUACCUUAAUUACAAAGUCAUUUAGUUGUCUGUUUUAGUAAAUGUGUCUAUAAUUGUCUCCUGUUAGUAGACUGGUAUUUGCUAAGCUACUACAGUUUGUUUGGGGAUGAAAAUUACAUGCAAAAUAGAAAUAUCAGUAUCUCCACUCCAUAAUCUUGCCUUAAUUUUCUCGCUUAUCAAGUUGAUAUCAGUAAUUAAUGCUCCAAAAACUUAAACUGCAUUUGUUGGUAUUGGUUCAUCCAAGAUCUUCUCGGCUAAUCACUGUAUUUUUAAUGCUGUUAGUCCUAGUUUCCUUUCAAGUCCCGAGUCAUUCGGUGUGUGAUACUCUCUCUUUCCUGCAACUGGCAAGUCAAUAGCAGAGCUAAUCUGUUUUGAUUCAUAUUGUGAGGAUGCCACAGGAGUUGAACAAUGUCAGUUGUGCAGUUGCUGUGCGUUUGCAUCUUUUACUCUGGAGAAGGAAAAUAGCCGAAUGAAGAUGAGAUGAGAGGGGGAUUCUGAGAGACGAGGAAGGGGACUGUCCAGAGCAAGAUGAAGUUGAGAUAGCAAAGAUCAGAGAUGUAGGCUGUCGUGGAGUAAUGUGGCUAGAGGACUAAAUGUCACGGAGAGAAAUGACUCCAGCUAUGCAGGCAGGAGGACAGUGCAUUCUGUGUGAGAGCUGCUUCUUGUGUCUUCCCAGCUCAGCUAGUUUGUGUCCGUGCAGCUUGCAGUCAGAGAGUAGAAAGGACAUUGAGAAGGAAGAGGCAAUAAGCCAUGAGGAAUUGCUGCAGGUGCAGAGUGUCUUGCUACAGCAUUUCUGACCAUUGGUGGUGGUCCAUGCACCCAGGAGUGCUGAGGGAGGUGGCUGAUGUCAUUGCAGGGCCACUUUGAAAGGUCACAGUAAUCAGGAGAGGAUUCUGAUAACUGAAAAAGGGCAAACAUCAUACACAUUCAAGAAGGGUAAGAAGAAGGAAUGGGCAACUCUAAAACACUCUGUUUAGCCUGGGUCUCUGGGAGAUGAUGGCACACCUUCUCCUGGACACUUUGUUUUAAGCAUGUGAAGGACAAGAAGGUGACUGGGAACAGCCAGCAUGGAUUUGACAAGGGCAAUCAUGCCUAACCAACCUGAUUGCCUUCUGUAAUGAGACUGGCUCAGAGAACAAGGGCAGAGCAGUGGGUGUUGUUUAUCUUGACUUUAGCAAGGCCUUUGACAUGGUCUCCCAUAUUAUCAUCUUACCAAAUUGGUGAGGUAUGGAUUGGAUAAAUGGACUGUAAGUUGGAUGGAAAAUUGCCUGGAUUGUUGGGCUCAGAUGAUGGUGAUCAGUGGGCUAGCACACAGAGUGUAAGAGAAGAGGCUGAGAAAACUGUUUGUUAUCACACAAUAAUUUUAGGAAAAUAAAUACUUUGCUCCUUAGGGAAAUAAAUACUGUGCUCCUUAAGAAAUAGCUUUAUUUUGGUGGGAAGAGGAAACCAGACUGGUUGUAGAAAGCAAGUUAAAAACAAACAUUGAAGUUCUAGGAGAUUAUACACAUUCUGAGGUCUUUUAAAACCUUGUAAUUGAAAGCACUCUCUUAUUCACUGGUUUAAAUGCUUGUUAAUGCCAGUCCCUCCUUAAAGUCCGGGCAAAAUCAACAUAUCUCCAAGUUCUUGACUAUUUCUUUGAGACAUAUUUGCCACUGGAACUUUAUUGCCUGGGUGCUGGAGCUGUUCCCUCUUGUCUCAUAGUGGUCUUCUGGUAACUUAGGUUUUCAUCUGUGUUUUUGUUUUUUCUGCAUCUUGAGCAAAGUAACUUAGUGGAACAUGCAAGCUUUGAUACACAACAGUUGUUUUUUUUUCUAAAGCCAGAAAUUUACUGCUAAAAAAACCCCACCAUACGACUUUCACCAAGUAUACUCGAAACAUUGUAAUUACAGAUGAUUUAGUUUCACAGCUCACAGACAAAGAAAAUGUGUUUGUUUUACUUUAUUAGAUUUCUUGUAAUAUGUUCAUAUGAAACCAAAUGUGCAUAUACACACUCUGUCAAUACUGCCAACUGCAAUUUAUUAUGUUUUAUAAAUUUUUUCCACUAGGUCACUGUAUUGUUAACCAGACAUUGAAUGCAGGAUCAAUGCUGAAGAUGGGAAGGCUAAAUUUCAAAGUAAACAGUCUCAUCUUUCUCUUAAUAAGUUUAUAAGGGGCAUUUUUGAGGAAGUCUUAAUUAAUCAUAGGCCUAAAACCUCUCUUAAUGUGGUUGUAUUUUUCUAACAAGAAAAUAAGAAAGGGAAGGUGUUUGGGCAUAAGCUGUAGCUUGCGCUGCCGUUUCAGUCUUCCCUGACUGCUGCAAAGCCCCUCAGUCAGUCAUUGUAAUCCAGAGCUGGAACUGGGAGCGCGUUCUGGGGAUAUAUCUUGUUGCUUUGUGAUGAACUCUGAGGCCCUGGGAGAAUCUCUUGGUGUUGACAGCCCCUGACAGUAAAUGUCACAUGAAUUCGGAGGGAGCUCAGAGCCUUCUGGUGACUGCUAUGAGAAGAGACAUGGUGACAGAAAACCUGAUUGAUGAGCCAUGCCACAAGUAGAGGGAGCGCUGUGUGGUGAUUGCUUAUAAUUGAAUGGUCCACGGAAGUUAUUUCUGGGUUUCCUAUGAAUGGUGACAUACACUCCAGAAGUGUUUUCACAGGGUAGGCCUGCAGAUUUUAACCCUGGUACUCAGCAACUCCCUGUUAACGCAGCGUUAACAGACUUUAAAACUUAACGGGCUGUUUUAGCUUCGUGCCUAGCAUAAUAAUGAAACAAAUGACAACCGGAGAUGGUCAGUCAUGCAAUUACCUUUAGAAAUGUUCCUUUGUCAGCUUUUGCCUCCUCUUUUUAGUGCUUUCUCCUUCUGUCUCAGCUCUGUGAUCUGACAAUGCAGAGAUGUUGAUUAUCAAGGUUCUUCCAGAUUCUGACAAUGCGCUUCUCUGACAUGGGCUUGUCGCAGCCAUGUUAAGCACAGCGGUGAUGCUCCUGGCAUUAAAUGGGAAUGUGAGAUGUUAUAGCCCACUCACCCAGCAAAGCAUCUGCUCACACUGACCAAUUAAAUUGGCUUCUCUCUCAUUAAAACCCUUGUGCAGACUCUGCUCCACAGACAUCUCCUCUGGGCCAUAUUCAAAGACCUGAGCUGACUUGAACUGCUGGAUCUGUAGGGAGGAUUUCAACACAGCUCUAAGCGCUUGGACAUUGGAGCCAUGCAAGGAGGAAGAGCGAGAGAAAUUCAAGCCCUCCCCCCUUCCCUUUGAAUAUGAAGGCUUCAGCAGCUGAACAAAAAGGCACACGACAGAGCUCUUGUACAAUGUCUGUCUCCCCUUUCUGGCACCCGUCCUGCUCAGUACAAUUGCCUGUCAACCUUUCUUGAGGAGCAGUACUUGAGACUGGAUAUGCCUCUGCACUGAGGCGUUACUGAAUACAGCGAAAGGACCUGCAAGAUGUCUUUGAACCAUUGGAAACUACUCUCAGAGUGCAGAUUCCAAGCAGAUUUGUGUCAUGACUUCAGCCAGGGAAUUCUUGCACUCAUGAAUGUCAUGUGGGACAAUGUCAGGAGCCUCAGUGACAUUGAGGCAGGUACUCACCGCAAGGUCAGAAAUGUUCUUGGUGAUGAAGUGGAGACACAUGUGAAUGUACUGAGGACAGGGGUGCAAGGCAAUGCAGUACAGAUUUUAUAUCACAGAGUCUCCCUGCAGGAGGGAUGGAAGAUGGUAAAUGUGACAGCAAUCCCUGAGAAGGUCCCCAGGAGUGAAGAAUUGCAGACCGUCACACUGAAGUCUGUACUGAGCAAAUUAGAAACUCUGGCCUCAAACUGCUCUGGGUAUGUGCUGAGAGCCAUGUGGGCAAUGAAGACAGUAGCUGAAGCAAUUACUGAAGCAUUAGUGACUUCCCUGGAAGCUCUUGGAAGGCAGAUACCAGGCCACAGAAGGGGAGGAGGAUACCAGAAUGCUGUCUUCUUCAGCAGCAGUAUCUGGGUAAGAGCUCCGUCCAGGCAGGGCUACCUGUGCUCCCUCCAUCUGGAGAGGCAUCUUGAUACAACGUCAGUGGGGCUGGAGCAGGACGGAGCCAGUGGUGCUGUGGUUGAGGGGAGGCGAAGGACGGCAGCCGAGGGCUGGAGGCAGCAGCCACAUCCUCAAGCUGAGUUUGUUGCUGUGAUUGUGCCAGAGCUGCUGGGGGAAGAGCUGGUGGAAGAGCUACAGGUGCUCAUUGCUAAGAGUAACUGCUAUUUCACCUCUUGCCCACCCUCCACCAGCAGCUUGGGGCCACCAUUUUAGACUUCAGCUUAUGCUGCAAGGAGUAAGUGACCUUGUUUUCCAGAGACCCUGUUUGAAGGAGCAGGAACUGGAUUUUGCCUUCAUUUACCCCUUAAGGAGCUGCCACAGGAGGAAAGGGCCUGUGUUUGCCAGUUCCCUGCAGCCGUGGCUGGGCAGCCGUGCCACGGGAAGUGCUGAGCAGGAAUCAAGCGUGCUGGCAUCACGCUGGGUUAGUUUUCCUCUUGGAAAUAAAAAGCGGAGCAAGCCACAGCUGAGACAAGGUGACUUUCAGUUUAUUCAACGCAUUGUUUACUUAAUGCCUGGUAACAGAUCUGUGGAGCAGACCUUGCCCUGCUCCUCAUUCUCAGCUUGUCCCACAGCUCCUUGUGCUGGUUUUGGCUGGGAUAGAGUUAAUUUUCUUCAUAGUAGCUGGUAGGGGGCUAUGUUUUGAUUUGUGGUGGAAACAGUGUUGAUAACACAGGGAUGUUUUCCUUACUGCUGAGCAGUGCUUGCACAGAGUCAAGGCCUUUUCUGCUUC